AUGGCACCUAAGCAGAACCAUACAAAGAGCAAGAAAGAUCGAACGUGUCACAAGACUUCGUCCGUACCGCCAAACCUCACUCACCCUCGAUCUCGCAAGAAUCCAGAGGAAAAAGAGCAGGCGAGAGCAGUAUACAGGACAUCAAACGCCACAGUCUUCACGCAACGUAGCUCCUCCACCUUUUUCAAUACUGGACACACGCUGUCAGCAAAUGAGAACACUCACCUGCUCUUACGCCAGAGCGGUGACAAUUGCCUCCUGGGCAUCGGUUCUCAAUUUACCGACGAAAGCAACGAACGGCUCGCUCAUCAUACGGACCCGGUGGGACAAAUGAACACUUGUCUUUGCGAACGCUGUGUGAUUCAAGGGCGUUCUCGGUAUCUCGCUCAUGAAGAGAAACUCCAGCAGGUGGAUCAGCUGUUCCCGCAAAGCUAUGCAGAACAGUCCACUGUCCUCACUGAAAUGGACUCCACCGGCGCAGCUGUGCAUCAAAAUAUACAACUUCACGAGUUGAAUUUCGACAUGGUGCGAUACCUGUUGACGGGAGCGAAGACUAAUAUGAUCAACAACGCCUUGAAAUUUUGUAGGCGGUACAUCUCACCUUUGGAAGAGUAA
Molecule: messenger RNA, 615 nt
Organism: Bacidia gigantensis
Lineage: Eukaryota; Fungi; Ascomycota; Lecanoromycetes; Lecanorales; Ramalinaceae
Exons: 3
Coding region: 1-615 (204 amino acids)
Source: RefSeq, a predicted model, not a curated record